CGACGUCGCAUUUGAUUUCUGGCAACAUUCGUUGCUAUAGCGACGUUUGUUUUGGUUUCAUUUUCCUGUCAACACAAAUCCGGUUUACGCGGAAAUUGUGAAUGUGAGAUAAAAUAAUUUAGUGAAUUAACAAAUGAAAGAGAUCGAAAUCACCAAGUUUCUCGUGUCAUUCACGGGUCAAAUUGAAAAUGUGGUGUUUCCGGCUGGUGUAUUUGACGAGUUGUUGUAUAUUCAAUAUGAGGCUGUAUGGGGCCCCGAUUGGAGCCCUGUGUCGGGCUUAACAUCAGGGAACAGUCAGAUGGCUCGUUCUGGAGCUGACCCUGAGAGAGUAGUAUUUAACAUGCCCUUGGAAAUGGUUUUCAGCAGCACAAAUGUGUCUGGAUGGCCCCAAUUGGUGAUCACAGUCCGAGCACAAAACACGAUAGGCGGGGACACGCUACGCGGCUACGCGUUAGUUCCUCUACCGGCCACGGCAGGCGCGCGGGCGGUCGUGGCGCCACUGCUGCGCCCGCUUGCCGCGACGAUGCUGGGAGAGUGGCUCGCCUGGCUAGCUGGCAGGCAUCCUGAACUCGCAGAGCCGAGGAUGCUGGCAUCUGGAAAAGAAAAUUACUUAUUGAGAACAGAGUCGUACGGGACAGUUGAGGUGCGAACGUCCAUGGUUUCCAAGGACUUCAGGCGCCUUGGGUACGACAACCAACCGUCUUCAAACGAAACUUAUUCCUGAUAUUCAUAGGCAAGUUUGUAAUAGGUAACAUUCAAAAUUGGGGCAAAAUUAUUUUCGUUAUCUUGUUUUGUCCCCAAUAAAAGUUACGGAAUAGACCUUCUUGUACAGGGUGAUAUUUUGUUUUUAAUUUUACCCAUUAUAAUUUACCUACUGCUAAAACUAACAACUCGAUUUUUAUCCAUUUGAUAAAUGAGAAAAAUAAAAGAGAGACAGUGAUCAGAAUCAAAACAACGGAAAUAAUUAUGACCCUUAUACCUAUGUUUUUAAUUAUUAAAGUUUGUAGACGUUUGCUAUCAUUCUAUAUAACUCCAUCUAAUUUUCUUAAG
This is a messenger RNA of Leguminivora glycinivorella, 1050 nucleotides long. It is a transcript of the gene B9d1, whose product is annotated as B9 domain-containing protein 1. Gene Ontology annotation, cellular component: MKS complex. The record is from RefSeq and is a predicted model, not a curated record. Bases 134 to 724 code for a protein of 196 amino acids. The transcript is spliced from 3 exons. Gene Ontology annotation, biological process: cilium assembly. Lineage: Eukaryota; Metazoa; Arthropoda; Insecta; Lepidoptera; Tortricidae.